This is a messenger RNA of Magnolia sinica, 1315 nucleotides long. RefSeq names its product probable F-box protein At2g36090. The record is from RefSeq and is a predicted model, not a curated record. Gene Ontology annotation, molecular function: protein binding. The transcript has a single exon. Bases 112 to 1278 code for a protein of 388 amino acids. Lineage: Eukaryota; Viridiplantae; Streptophyta; Magnoliopsida; Magnoliales; Magnoliaceae.
UUUUUAUUUUAUUUUUUAAUUAGAGUAUGGAGUUGAAUUCCUCUCCUUCUUUACAGAGUCCUACAGUUCUUAGGAAUCCUAAUAUAAAUCCUUACCCAUUUCAUUGAAGACAUGGUAUCAAGAAAAGAAAGCAAAAAAAAAAAAAAAGGAAAGUUGAUGGCAACAAACCACUUGGGUCGUCUGCACCAUGACCUUCUAGCCCAGGUCAUGGCUCGAGUCGAUGGUUCCACCCUCGCGGCUGCAGCCUGCACAUGCACAGACAUCCGUAGUGUCGCCCAUGAAGAACAGUUAUGGGAAGAUCUAUGCCAUUCCACAUGGCCAUCCACUCAAGGGAAGAAGGCCCAAAGCCUUAUUUCUUCUUGUGUUGGUGGUUUCUCCAAGUUCUACGCUGAUUCGUACCCUCUGAUUGUCUACAAAAAGGGUCCACAGGUGCUACGUGGUCCAAUCCAAGAAACCCACGUGGCACCUUCUCAUCUUGUCUCACUGGUGGAUUUUUAUUACAAGAAGAAGUGCAUAUUCUCCAAGGUUUUGUAUGGUGUUGAUGGCCAUGAUGAUGAUGGUGAUGGAGGACAUCACCAUCAUCAUGAUGGAUGGUUCAUGGAUUGCCCAUUUAGACUAGAUGUGUUGAAUUAUGAAAAUGUACGUAGGACCCAUGAUGAUGAUGAUGAUGAUGAUGAUGAAGAUGAUGGUGAUGAUGGUCAUGAUGAUGGUGAUAUGAUGGGUGGACUCCCACCCAUUCCUUUUGUAGAGAAGAAGGAGAGAGGGAGUAGCAAGUUGUGUAGAAAGCUGGAAGAGAAUGUGAGAUUGAGUUGGGUGAUCUUAGACACCAAGAGUGGCAAAUCUGUAAAUCUUUCAAGCUGGAAGCCGGUGCUGGUGCAACGGUACUGGCCGUCUGAAGGCGACUUUCUAAUGCGGUUCGGAUGCGUGGUGCCGAUGGAAGAGAGAGUGGUGGCGAGCGGUGCUGCGGAGUGUGUGAUAACGGUGCGAUGCCAGUUGAUGGAGACAGAAGGGUGGUUAAGGUGGACGGAGAUAAGCAUGCAGGUGGAGGAUAAAGAGGGGGCGCAUGUUAGUGGGGGUAGGAGCAUGAAAGUGCUGGAGGAGGCUUUGGGGUGUGAAAGGAGUAAAGAGAGGGGGUUGGUAGAGAGAGGUUAUGGAGAAUAUGUGAGAGAGAAGAGAGAAUUGAGAGAGAAGAAGAUGAAGAGUGAAGGACUUCUUGAUAGGCUUUGUGUUUUGAGUGGUAUUGGAGUUUUUGCUGCUUUGUGUUUCUUUGCAUUUUGAUGAGUUGUAUACAUAAUGAAUUCAUUCUAUUUAUUUA